This is a messenger RNA of Dipodomys ordii (Ord's kangaroo rat), 848 nucleotides long. Its product is annotated as monocarboxylate transporter 6-like. The annotation marks the transcript as partial. The record is from RefSeq and is a predicted model, not a curated record. Lineage: Eukaryota; Metazoa; Chordata; Mammalia; Rodentia; Heteromyidae. The transcript has a single exon. Gene Ontology annotation, biological process: transmembrane transport; monocarboxylic acid transport. Gene Ontology annotation, molecular function: monocarboxylic acid transmembrane transporter activity.
GCCUGGGCAUGAGCUUCAGCUUCCAGGGCUGUGUCACCGCGCUGGGCUUGUACUUCGUCCGCCGGCGGCCACUGGCCAACGCGCUGGCCUCCAUAGGCAUCUCCAUAGGCGUCACCCUGUGGCCACUGCUAGCCCGCUACCUCUUGGAGGAGCUGGGAUGGAGGGGUGCCUUCCUGGUCUUCGGCGGGGCCUUCCUCCACUGCUGCAUCUGCGGCGCCAUCAUGAGGCCUGUGGCCACCAGUGAAGCCCCUGAGACCAGAGACCAUCUCCCCCCCCUCCCCAAGACGCCAUCCCAUGGUUGCCUGGCAACCUGCGGCUCCACCCUCCUGUACCACCUGGCCUGUGACAUCCUGCGGCACAAUCUGGGCUACUGCGUGUACACCGUGGGUGUGACGGUGAUGGUCGUGGGUUACUCGCUGCCACACAUCUUCCUGGUGCCGUACGCCAUGCGGUAUGGCAUGGAGGAGUAUUGGGCGGCGCUGCUCAUGUCCAUUGUGGGCUUCUGCAACAUCUUCCUGCGGCCCAUCGCUGGGCUGUUGGUAGGUCGGAAGUGCCUUGCUGACUACCGGAAGUACUUAUUCAGCCUGGCGAUCCUGCUCAAUGGGCUCACCAACCUGAUAUGUCCAGUGUCUGCUGAAUUCAGGGUGCUCGUGGGCUACUGCCUGGUGUACAGCGUGUCUAUGUGCGGGAUAGGAAUCCUUCUCUUUCAAGUCCUCAUGGACAUCGUCCCGAUGGACCGGUUCCCCAGUGCCCUGGGCCUCGUCAGUGUCCUCUGCAGCCUCACUUCCCUCCUCUCUCCUCCGCUGGCUGGUGAGAUCCUGGGGGAGAGGGCAGACAGGUGGGCCAGG